Messenger RNA from Aspergillus heteromorphus CBS 117.55, 2194 nucleotides. RefSeq names its product proline permease PrnB. Gene Ontology annotation, molecular function: amino acid transmembrane transporter activity. The record is from RefSeq and is a predicted model, not a curated record. The coding region runs from base 337 to 2001 and encodes 554 amino acids. Gene Ontology annotation, biological process: amino acid transmembrane transport. The transcript has a single exon. Gene Ontology annotation, cellular component: membrane. Lineage: Eukaryota; Fungi; Ascomycota; Eurotiomycetes; Eurotiales; Aspergillaceae.
GGAUUUCGGGGUAUUUAGGGCGGCAGACUGGCAGAUAGUCGACGGGCCUGGGAUAGGGCAGAGGGUGCAGCCACAGCCCCCUUCGCUUACCGGGGCCCUAAUCCUGCUGUGAAUGUGAAUGUAAGCACCCCCAAGCGGCCCGUGGCUGGCCAUGCCCAGAGAACUUCCCCGCAUCUUCUUAUCUCUGGCGCCCCGACGUGAGCCAAGCGGUUACACAACCUUAACCCCGACUUUAUAACCACGCGACUCCCGCCUUGCACAACCCGCCGCUUCCAUCCCCGUGCGAUGCAACCCUGACUGUCACUUGCGACUCCUAUCGCAUCUUCAUCCGCCACCAUGGCCAACGACGAGAAACCAGCCGUGGCUCCCACCGCCCAUCCCGAUCCCGAGUCCCUCGCCGCCCCUGGCGAUGUGAAAACCGGCGCCAUGCACAAUAUGAUCGAGCGCGACCUGCUGGAUGAGCGCUACGAGAUCACCCAGCGCGGCCUCAAGAACCGUCACGUUCAGCUGAUGGCCCUAGGAGGCACCAUCGGCACUGGUCUGUUCGUCGGGUCUGGCCAGGCGCUGCACAUCGGUGGCCCUCUCUCCCUCCUCCUCGGCUACAUCUUCAUCUCCGGCCUCGUCUACGCCAUCAUCACGGGUCUCGCAGAGGUCGGCGCAUACCUGCCUGUCCACGGCGGCACCAUGGGCUACCAUGGCUACCGGUACGUGUCGCGUAGCUUGGGAUUUGCCAUGGGAUACCUGUACUGGUACUCGCUGGGCAUCCUCGUCCCGUACGAGAUUGUCGCCGCCUCCAUGGUCAUCGACUACUGGCACCCGGACGUCAACCUCGCUGUGUGGAUCACUAUAAUGAUCGUCGUCAUCGUCCUCCUCAACUGCCUGCCCGUGGGCGUGUACGGGGAAACCGAGUUCUGGUUCUCCGGAAUCAAGAUCCUCACGCUGGUCGGUCUUCUCAUCCUCUCCUUCAUCUUGUUCUGGGGCGGCGGUCCCAACCGGCAACGCCUGGGCUUCCACUACUGGAAAGGCCCUGGCGCCAUGAACACCUACCUCGUAUCCGGCGACGCAGGCCGCUUUGUCGGCCUCCUCCAAUGCAUCGUCAAAUCGGCCAUCGCAUUCAUCUUCGCCCCGGAACUGAUCAUCAUCAGCGGCGGCGAGAUGGAGUCGCCCCGUCGGAACGUCCCGAAAGCCGCCCGUCGAUACAUCUACCGGCUGGUCUUCUUCUACGUCCUCGCCUCGCUCGCGAUCGGGGUAAUCUGCUCGUCGAACGCGAAACAACUCACCGCCGGCUCCGGCACCGACGCAUCCUCCUCCCCGUUCGUCGUAGCCAUCACGAACGCCGGCAUUCCCGUGCUCAGCAGCAUCGUCAACGCGGCGAUCCUCACCUCCGCCUGGUCGGCGGGCAACUCCUUCCUCUACAUGUCCUCCCGGUCACUCUACUCGCUCGCGGUAUCCGGCAACGCGCCCAGCAUCCUCAAAACCUGCAACCGAUGGGGCGUGCCCUACCUAGCCGUCACCCUCUCAUCGCUCUUCUCCCUGCUAGCCUACAUGGCCGUCGGCAGCGGGAGCUACACGGUCUUCAACUGGCUGAUCAACUUCACCAACACCUCGGGUUUCAUCUCCUGGGCCUGCUGCUCCAUCGUGUACCUGCGCUUCCAGAAAGCCGUCGUCGCCCAGGGCAUCGAGAAACCGUACUCCUCGCGCAUCCAGCCCUGGGGCAUGUGGAUCGGUCUUUUUGGCUCCGUCUUCCUCAUGCUCAUCAACGGCUUCACCUGCUUUUUCCCCUCCCAGUGGUCCGCGAGUACCUUUUUCACCGCCUAUAUUGGUAUCCCUGCCUUUGCGCUGCUGUAUUUUGGCCAUAGGGUGCUGUUUUGGAACGAUCCGUGGGCCUGGAGGAGUGGGGAGGUCGAUCUGGUUACCGGGCUGAGGGAGAUCGUGGACGCGGAGAGGCCGGAGAGGGUGAGGCGGACGUGGUGGGAUAAGAUGUUGGUUUUGGUGGAGUAGAUGGGUGGGUUGUAGAUAUCCACUGUUCGCGAUAGGGCGGUGCGCGGUGGGAGUGGGAGUGAGGGGGAUCGGAACGGUCCGCGAUGGGCCGGUCGGGAGUGAGUGGGUUCGCUGGGUGGUGUCUGUCGCAUUGUUCACGAUAACGGACCUCCUGGAUCCAACGGUUAGAUUUUUUGUACUACAUGCUGUGCAU